AUGGGAAGAGUCAGUUCAAAGCUUAUAAAGAAUGCAUCCAAGCAAUUUGUUGAGAAACAUUACGGAAACCUCACCAUUGAUUUCUAUGAGAACAGAGACGUACUUGACACAGCAUCUGUCAUCAAAGGAAAGAAAGUAAGAAACAAGAUUGCUGGAUAUGCCACUAGACUUAUGAAAAGAAUAAGAUAUGAGAAGGUAAAGGGAGUGUCUAUCAGAGCACAGGAAGAGGAAAGAGAAAGAAACGAGAACUACGUUCCAUCCGAGAGUAUCAUUGAUGUUGAAAGAAUAGAAGUUGACAGCGUAACAAUGGACAUGAUAAAGGAAAUUGGACUAACAGGAAGUUUCUUUGUUCCAUCACUCGAGGCAUAAAUAACCCAAUAAUAAAGAGUAUACGA
Messenger RNA from Nematocida parisii ERTm1, 395 nucleotides. RefSeq names its product ribosomal protein S17. The record is from RefSeq and is a predicted model, not a curated record. Bases 1 to 369 code for a protein of 122 amino acids. Gene Ontology annotation, biological process: translation. Gene Ontology annotation, cellular component: ribosome. NCBI's taxonomy places the organism in Eukaryota, Fungi, Microsporidia. Gene Ontology annotation, molecular function: structural constituent of ribosome. The transcript has a single exon.